CGACGACGCCGCGGCGGCGCCCGCGCGUGGGUUCUUCCGACGCAUCGCGCGGUUGCUCCAUCACGGGAUCACGCCCGUGUUCGUCUUCGACGGCGCCGCGCCGGGGUUGAAGCGACGGACGACGGCGGCGCGGCGGCGCGGGCGCGCGCGGGCGAGCGCGCGGGCGCGACGGGCGGCGGAGCGGGUGUUGUUGAACGCGUUGACGCGACGGGCGUUGGAAAGCGAGGUGGACGUGGGCGGCGGUGGUGAUGGUGAUGGUGUCGAGGGCGGGUGUGGGGGGUGGGGGGGGGAGACGGCGCGAGGGGCGGACGCGGCGGCGGCGGACGCGGCGGCGGCGGCGGACGCGACGGAAUCGGAGCGGGAGACGGAGGCGUCGGAAUCCGAGGAGGCGUGGGACGCGUUCGUGCCGGAGGGAGAUGAUAUCGAUCCCGAGGUGCUGAGCGCGCUUCCGCCCUCGGUGCGGCUGGAGGUGAUCGCGAAGAUUAGGGAUAGGCGGAUGGCGGAUAAUCGAGAGCAUUUCGCCGAGGCGUCGGGAAAGAUGCAGGAGUUUAGUCGGUUACAGCUCGAGACGUACCUCAAGGGGACGAAGCUCAAGCGGAGGAUUGAUGCGGUGAUGCAAAGAUCGGACGCGAGCGAUCCGUCGACGUCCAAGCGCGUGGCGGCGCAGGAUAAUCGUGAGUUUAUUUACUCUGGACCGUCGUCGCUCGAUGGAGCGCGCGCGGAGCGCGCGUUGGCGCUUCCCUCGCCGUCACCCGCGGCGCUCGACGCGGGCGCGUUCGGGUCGAAUCAACUGAGUGGCGUGCGCACGGGGCGAGCGCGCACGCAGGCGGCGCUCAUCGCACCGCAAGAACAGUUCUUACUCACGACGCUGCACCCGACGCUUCCGGCGCCGCAGGUGAGUAAAUCCGUCGCGGAGACGCCGAUCGUGGUGAACGACGCGCCGUCGACGAUGGAUUUGCAGAUUUCAUUCUCAACGGAAAACAUCAAGACCGCGGCGAAGGAUCCGCUGUUUGCGAAUCCAGACGACCUCCCGGACGACGACGACGGCGACGAAGAGUGGGAAGACGUAGAGGAAGAGACGCCGUCGCCGGCGAAAUUACUUCUCCCCAGCGCGGGCGGUGCGAACGCGGACGCCGUCGUCGACGAUGCCGGGGACGGCGAUGUGAUUCAAGACGAAACGACAGAAAACGAUGCGGAUGGCAACGUCGAGGAGGGAGCGCUGGAGGGCGAGGAGGGAGCCACGCCGUCGUCCGCGCUCAGACGUAAGAACGUGUACUCGGUCAGUCACGGAUUCCUCAAAGGUCGCAACUUGGGUGGGUGGGACGCCGAGGACGAGGCACUGCAGGGCGACGACGCCGUCGUCAUCGAGGACGAGGGUGACAUCGACGCCGCCGUCGCCCUCGGCGCUCGCGGCGACGAAGCGGCUCUGGCUCCGUUAAACGAGGACGACGCGAACGAGCAGUUGCAGCGCGCGAUUGCGAUGAGCGUCGCGACGGCGACGGCCGAAUUGAUUCCGAUUCCGAAGAUUGAGACAGAACGGGACGAUGUAAAAUUAGAAGAAGAAGAAACGGUCGAUGGCGAAGAACGGCUGAAAGCGGCGAUCGCGAUGAGCCUGAAAGAGGACGUCGUCGAGCCGUCGCCGAAACCGACGGCGAGCGAAGAACCAGCGGCGGUGCUCGCGGAGGAAUCGGAGACGGACGACGAGGAUGACGCGGCGUGGAUAGCCGCCGCACGAGAGGCGGAGGAAGCAGCGAAGCACGCGCGAGUGGAAAAGAUGAUUCGCGAGGUUGAGGAGGAGCGACAAAUGUUGGAACUCGAGCAUCGCCAGGCGACGAAAGCCGCCGAGCAAGUCACUGAUGAGAUGUAUCGCGACGUGCAAGAGCUACUCACGCUCUUCGGCAUUCCGUACAUCAUCGCCCCGCAAGAAGCCGAGGCACAGUGCGCGUACCUCAACGAACAGAAGCUCGUCGACGCCGUUAUUACGGACGACAGCGACGUCUUCCUGUUCGGCGCGUCGCUCGUGUACAGAAACUUUUUCCAGGACAAAAAGUAUUGCGAAGUCUACUCGGCGGAUCGCAUCAGAAAAGAUAUCGGUCUCGAUCGAAAUCGUUUCAUCCAGCUCGCCUUGCUCCUCGGGAGCGAUUACACCGAGGGCGUGUCCGGGAUUGGGAUCGUGAACGCGCUCGAAAUCGUCAGCGCGUUUCGCGGCGACGUCAUCGAGGCGAGCAAGGCGUUCAAGGAGUGGGUCGAUCUCGAGGAACUCACCAUGGUCCCCGAUCACUUGCUCCCCAAUCCGUCGCCGUCCAAGUCGAAGAAUAUCUCCGACGAUGGCACCGAGCAGUCUCUCGCCGAAGCGUUCAAGGAGAAGCAUCGCUCGCUGAAGAAGAGCUGGGACGUUCCCGAAAAUUUCCCAUCAAUCGAAGUCGUCAAGGCGUAUCAAAACCCAUCCGUCGACCGAAGCGAGGAGCCGUUCGAGUGGGGAAAACCCGACGUGGAUCUUCUCCGUCUGUAUUGCGUGAAAAAUUUCGCAUGGACGCGCGACGCGACGGAUCAAGUGCUCGAGCCGAUGAUGAAGGCGUGGGAGGAGCGAGACGCGCAGAGACGCAUCGAUAGUUUCUUCGAGACGACAGCCGCCGUGGGCGGUCGCGUCGCCAAGUACCGAUCCAAACGUCUCGGCGACGCCGUGGCGAAGCUGACGAAUCGAAAAUCAAACGACGAGAUCAUGAACGAGCUCUUGCUUCGACGCGCGACGAAUCCGCUCGAGGACCGCGUCGUCGAUUACGGCGACGGCGAAUUCAACGCCCCGGCGUCGCCCGAACGCCAACCGACCCUCACCAUGGACGACUCCGACGACGACGAGGCUUUCGCCGCGCUCGACGUAUCGCAGUACACCCCAGAGGCGAAGAAAAAACCGAUCGAGGACGCGAAACCGCGACGAAAAACCCAAAAAACAAAAUGA
This is a messenger RNA of Ostreococcus tauri, 2959 nucleotides long. RefSeq names its product Helix-hairpin-helix motif, class 2. Gene Ontology annotation, cellular component: nucleus. The annotation marks the transcript as partial. NCBI's taxonomy places the organism in Eukaryota, Viridiplantae, Chlorophyta, Mamiellophyceae, Mamiellales, Bathycoccaceae. Gene Ontology annotation, molecular function: single-stranded DNA binding; DNA endonuclease activity. Gene Ontology annotation, biological process: nucleotide-excision repair. The transcript has a single exon. The record is from RefSeq and is a predicted model, not a curated record.